This is a messenger RNA of Closterium sp. Naga37s-1, 4641 nucleotides long. The record is from the annotation of a GenBank genome assembly. Lineage: Eukaryota; Viridiplantae; Streptophyta; Zygnematophyceae; Desmidiales; Closteriaceae.
AUGGGAGACGUGUCCGCGCUGCAGGUGUUCAAGCUCUCUGUGAGCAACGCUUCGGCUUUGGCGGACUGGGAGGGCUUCGAGCCGUGCAAGAAGGAGUGGUUCGGCGUGAACUGCGGGGAGUCGACGCGGUCGAAGCAUCGAUGGGCCGUUGUCUCGAUAGAGCUGCCGAACUGCAAUCUGGGAGGGGAGAUCCCGGAGGCGAUCGGCGACCUCGUGGAGCUCACGAAACUUGAUCUGCGAAACAACAAUUUCACGGGGCUGCUUCCCGCGUCGCUCAGCCGCCUGACCGCGUUAGAGUCACUAGACGUUUCGGGAAACCCGUUCGAGGUCGCACCUUCCACGAACCUUACCGCCGGCGCGCCUCCCCCGCUGACGUCAGACCCCAUCUCAAUAAUACCGGAGCCAGACGCCCUGGGCCCGAAAAUUCCGGGGCUGGUUAAGACAGGAAGAAAGAAGGGCUCGGGAAGGAAGGGACGCGGGAAGAAGGGUCGAGGAGGGAAGGCAGGCAAAAGGGGGAAUUCUACUGCUGAGCCGCCUGCUGCUGAGCCCCCUACGACAAAGCCUUUGCCGGCUGCCAAACCGCCAACCGUCAAGCCAUUGCCGGCAGCCAAGCCGCCGGCCGUCAAGCCGCCUGCCGUCAAGCCGCCUGCCGUCAAGCCGCCUGCCGUCAAGCCGCCUGCCGUCAAGCCGCCAGUUGGGACGAUCCCGCCAAGAAGCAGUCCAGAUAAAGUGCGCCUUCCCGCUGUUCCUCUAGAGCCGCCUACAGACGACUCCCCCGAUAGUAGCCCCGUCCCCAGUACAACCCGCUCUCCGUCGCUACCGCCUAAAUCCUCGCCGUCCACCAAUGGCAUUGCGCUAUACGUGGGCAUAGCGGCGGGCGUGGUUGUCGCGUUCCUGUUGGGCGUCGCGCUCGUGCUGCUCUACAUCUACCUGCGGCGCCGCCGCGCGGAGACCAAGGACUUUGCGCCGAUUAAAGACGUCGCGGCGGGCGCGGACGGGCGGGGGGGGGAUUACGGGACAGCUGGCGCGGUUGCCGGGGGGGGAUAUGCGGGGAAGAGGGGAGGUGGUGGAGUGUUUGGAAGGCUAUGGCCAGGGACUGGAAAGCUUGCGCUUUCAAGUAGGCGGUUACUCUCUAUCCGCGUGUCUCGUUCUCCCCUUCAUCCGUCUCCCCCCUCCUUUCGUCUCCCCCCUCCUUUCGUCUCCCCCUCCUUCCCUCUUCCGCCUGCGCCUUUUUCCGCCCACUCUUUCCCCUUCCCCCCUUCCUUCCCCCCCACUUCCCCCCCCCCCCCCUCCUCCCCCUUCUAUCCCCACCCUAUCACUACAGGCACAGUAUCUGCCUAUCAGCAACAAGCUCACGCCCCUGCCGCUCCGUCCGCCGCGGUUCCCGCUCACGACCAUGGCGCGAAUCUCCUUCCCCCGCACGACCCCUCCGCCAUGAUUCCGCACAGCGGGGCGUCGAACCACAGCGGCUGGGGCGCCGCAGUCAGCGCCGUGCAUAGCGGUGUGAACAGCGCCGCGCACAGCGGCGUGCAAAGCGUUACCGUGGAAGGCGGCGCGGUGUCACCGUACGCGCCAGCCUCGGCGUACGCAUCAGCUGCCGAGCCUGGCAGCAACAUGUCGAGCCAGUUCCCAAGCCGCACUCCGAGCCAGACGCCGAGCCAACCGAUGAGCCACGUGGCAGGCCCGGGGCUAGCAGCGGCUAUAGCCGCGGAAGCGGGGGGCGGAAUUGGCGGAGGGGAAGGGGGAAGCGGAGGAGCUGGGGGAGGAUAUGCGGCUCAUAGUAGCAAUAGCAGCGCGCAGACGCCUGGGGCCUCUGUGGGGUCUUUGAAGUCGGGGCGCAAUAUGGCGGAGUAUAGGCUGAUGCUGCCCGGGCGGAGCCUGAGCAACACGGUGAUGGAGUUGACGUAUGAAGAUGUCCUGGGAGCAACGGACAACCUGGCAGAGGCGAACGUGAUUGGGUCGGGCGGGUUUGGGCGCGUGUACUGCGGAAGGCUGGCGGGGGCUGGCGUGGCGGUGAAGGUGCUGGAAGCGGGGAGCAGUCAGGGCGACCGAGAGUUCCAGGCCGAGGUUGAGCUGCUGAGUCGGCUCAGGUCGCCGCAUCUGGUGCAUCUGGUGGGCUACUGCAUUGCAGGGGGGAAUAGGGUGCUCGUGUACAAUCUCAUGGCGAAUGGGAGCCUGAGCGACUUGCUGCAUGAUAACAGCAGUGAUGGAAGCUUCAUGCAGCGGUUUGGGAGGGAGAGGCCGCAGGUGGAGUGGCAGCAGCGCAUGCAGAUCGCUCUGGACGCCGCCCGCGGGCUCAUGUUCCUGCACCACGCCGCCACCCCCGCUGUCAUUCACCGCGACUUCAAGAGCAGCAACGUUCUGGUGGACCACGACUUCCAUGCGCGCAUUGCUGAUUUUGGGUUGGCUCGGGAUGGUCCCAGUGGGGAGAAGCGUUGGGUGUCGACACGUGUACUGGGCACCACAGGUUACUUGUCCCCAGAAUAUGUUACCACCGGUCGCCUGACCCCCAAGUCAGACGUGUACUCGUUUGGCAUCGUGCUGCUGGAGCUGCUCACAGGGCUCGUGCCCAUCGACCACGACAGACCUCCCAAUAGAGUCUCCCUCACUUCCUGGGCGCUGCCGCUGCUGACGCAACGGGAGAGGCUGGGAGAGCUGCUGGACCCGCGUCUGGAUGGGACUGUUCCCCUGCACGAGUUCAUGCAGGUGGGUGGCAUGUGGGCAGCUGGUGGGUGGGGACUUGAUGCCUGUGGCGGUUGCAUAGGGGCAAAGAAGCGUAGAGAUAUGCAGGGCAUGGUGCACAUAGGAGUGCAGGGCAUGGUGCACAUAGGAGUGGGGCGCGCCUUCCCCCGUUCACAUAGGACUGCACCUUCCCCCGUUCACGAGUUGGUACCGUCUAUUUCUUUCAACCCGCCCGGCCCUGCUUAUUCCACCCCACAGUCCAGGCGGAGUCACUGGCAGCGGUGUGCGUGUGCGUGCAGGCACUCCCAGACUACAGGCGCACAUGGACCAUGUGGUGCAGUGCCUCAUGCCGCACAUGGACCAUGUGGUGCAGUGCCUCAUGCCGCACAUGGACCAUGUGGUGCAGUGCCUCAUGCCGCACAUGGACCAUGUGGUGCAGUGCCUCAUGCCGCACAUGGACCAUGUGGUGCAGUGCCUCAUGCCGCACAUGGACCAUGUGGUGCAGUGCCUCAUGCCGCACAUGGACCAUGUGGUGCAGUCCCUCAUGCCGCACAUGGACCAUGUGGUGCAGUCCCUCAUGCCGCACAUGGACCAUGUGGUGCAGUCCCUCAUGCCGCACAUGGACCAUGUGGUGCAGUCCCUCAUGCCGCACAUGGACCAUGUGGUGCAGUCCCUCAUGCCGCACAUGGACCAUGUGGUGCAGUCCCUCAUGCCGCACAUGGACCAUGUGGUGCAGUCCCUCAUGCCGCACAUGGACCAUGUGGUGCAGUCUCUCAUGCCACACAUGGACCAUGUGGUGCAGUCCCUCAUGCCGCACAUGGACCAUGUGGUGCAGUCCCUCAUGCCGCACCCCUAUUCCUUCCUCCUUCCCGUGCGUUCCUCCCUCCCUGCUGCUCCCGUCCACAGCAGGCGAUCGCGGUAGCAGCAGCGUGUCUGGAGGCACAUGGACCACGUGGUUCAGUCCCUCAUGUGUCUGGAGGCACAUGGACCACGUGGUUCAGUCCCUUGUGUGUCUGGAGGCACAUGGACCACGUGGUUCAGUCCCUCAUGUGUCUGGAGGCACAUGGACCACGUGGUUCAGUCCCUCAUGUGUCUGGAGGCACAUGGACCACGUGGUUCAGUCCCUCAUGUGUCUGGAGGCACAUGGACCACGUGGUUCAGUCCCUCAUGUGUCUGGAGGCACAUGGACCACGUGGUACAGUCCCUCAUGUGUCUGGAGGCACAUGGACCACGUGGUUCAGUCCCUCAUGUGUCUGGAGGCACAUGGACCACGUGGUGCAGUCCCUCAUGCCUCCACCCUUCCCCCUUCCUUGCCCCCUGCCCAUCCCUUCACUAGGCUGCAUCGAUAGCAGCAGUGUGUGUCCUGGCAUGCCCAGACUCGCACACGGACGGAUGAGGUUGGAUCCAGACUACUAUCCCCUUCCUCUCCCUCUACAUCAUCCAACACACCAGGCUGCGUCAGCGGCAGCAGUGUGCGUGCAGGCAGACCCAAACUACCGGCCCCUCAUGGAUGAUCUGGUGCAGUCCCUCAUGCCGCUCUGCAAGGCUGCCAUCUCGCCUCCUCAUCCCCCACCCUCCCUUGCUUGCCCCCAUCCCCUCUCUGCCUCCCUUCACCAGGCGGCCUCUGUAGCAGCAGUGUGCCUGCAGGCCGACCCAGACUACAGGCCGCACAUGGAUGACGUGGUGCAGUCCCUCAUGCCGCUCUGCAAGGCUGCCAUCUCGCCCUACGCCUCUCCCGCCCACCUCACCCCUCGUCCUCUCAACACUCACUCAAGCCUCCUGCCUGUUGAUUACCAUGCCGCUCUGCAAGGCUGCCAGCUCGCCCUCUGCCUCCCCUGCCCAGUCAAACCACUCGUCCCUGAGAUGACACCCCGUUUGUGCUUCACUCCCAUUUUCACCACUGAUAACCACCCUCUUACCCCACUGCUCAAUCCCACUGAUCACCAUCCCACACUCUAA